Arvicanthis niloticus (Nile rat) is the source of this 1107-nucleotide messenger RNA. Lineage: Eukaryota; Metazoa; Chordata; Mammalia; Rodentia; Muridae. The record is from RefSeq and is a predicted model, not a curated record.
AUGGCUGGACAGAGGCUGGCGGCGGGCUUCCUGCAGGUGCCCGCGGUGACACGAGCCUACACCGCGGCCUGCGUCCUCACCACGGCCGCAGUGCAGCUGGAGCUUCUCAGCCCCUUCCAGCUCUACUUCAACCCGCACCUGGUGUUCCGGAAGUUCCAGGUCUGGAGGCUCAUCACUACCUUCCUCUUCUUCGGGCCCCUGGGAUUCGGCUUCUUUUUCAACAUGCUCUUCGUGUUCCGCUACUGCCGCAUGUUGGAGGAGGGUUCUUUCCGUGGCCGCAAGGCCGACUUCGUUUUCAUGUUUCUCUUCGGUGGUGUUCUUAUGACUCUGCUGGGAUUCCUGGGUAGCCUGUUUUUCCUGGGACAGGCCCUCAUGGCCAUGCUGGUCUACGUGUGGAGCCGUCGCAGCCCUCACGUGAGGGUCAACUUCUUCGGCUUACUCAACUUCCAGGCGCCAUUCCUGCCAUGGGCCCUCAUGGGCUUCUCGCUGCUGCUGGGCAACUCGGUUAUCACAGACCUGCUAGGGAUCGUUGUGGGCCACAUCUACUACUUCCUAGAAGAUGUCUUUCCCAACCAGCCUGGAGGCAAGAGAUUGCUGCUGACCCCCAGCUUUUUGAAGCUGCUACUAGAUGACCCUCAGGAGGACCCCAACUACCUGCCCCUUCCAGAAGAGCAGCCACAGCCCUAACAGCAGCUCCUGGACAGUGCUGUCCACACAUGACCAAGUCCUCUUGGAAGGACUUGGGAUUCAUUCUAGAGCAGCACGGUCCCUCCAGUGGCAGCAGCCCGUCUGGAUGCAUCAGGACCAAGGCCAGCAGAGGAGCGGACACUGUCAACCUCUACAAGGAUCUGCUAAGCACAAAGAGCCCCUGGGAAGCUGGAAAGCACAAGAAAGAACAAUGACUGGCUCUGCUCUGGGGCCUUGUGGCUGGCUAUGCAGACUCAGAACUAGAGGGCUGAACAGACAAGGCCUGACACACCCCCUGGCUGCACGCCCCUCCCAUCCACACAGAACUAGAGGGUGGAGCAGACAAGGCCUGACACACCCCCUGGCUGCACGCCCCUCCCAUCCACACAGAACUAGAGGGCGGAGCAGACAAGGACUGAC